GAAAUCUGCCUAGCAACCGGGGAAGCCGGGCUGUGAAGCGGGCAAUUUCAGUGUGAGAAGGAGCGGCGAGACCGAGUCGCGGCUCCGAGCGCGCCGAAGCAGCUCCUUCCGCCCGGGGUCAGCGCCCCGGCUCGCGCACGCGCACCCUCGCUGCCUGAGCGCGCCCCGCGCCGCCCGCGCAGUCGGUCGGUCGGUCGUCCGUCGUCCUGUCUCCGCAGCCGCCUCAGGCGCCACCCGAGGGAGCCGUCGCCGUGGGACGCGACCGGACCGAACCUGAGCGCUCUGCCCGAGGCCGGCCGGGGCCCAGCUGCCGAUCCUGCGGAGCCCAGCAACUUCGGUUGGCCUGCACAUUGAGCCAGCACAUCCACAUAAGUUGCCUUUUGACAGAGCUGUGGCCAUGGCCGCAUAGUAGGACCAGCGUCCCAGACCCUGAGGCCAGAAUGAGUGAAGAAGCAUGUCGAACCCGGAGUCAGAAGCGAGCCCUUGAACCCGACCUAACAGAGGAUGAUGUGGAGAGCAAGAAAAUGAAAAUGGAGAGAGGACCAUCAGAGCUAACCGUGGACGGAGACCCCAGGGUGGUGCCUGAACUGGGUGCAGGCCCAGCCCAGGGGUUGCUGAGGACAACAGAGGCCAUGGCCACGGGAUUAGGCGAAGGAAUGAUAGGAGACGGACCUGUGGACAUGCGUACCUCACACGGUGACAUUAAGUCAGAGAAGAGACCCCCCUCACCUGAUGUGAUCGUGCUCUCUGACAGUGAGCAGCCGUCAAGCCCAAGGGUGAAUGGACUGACCACAGCAGCCUUGAAGGACACCAGCACUGAGGCGCUCCUGAAGAGCAGCCCAGAAGAGCGAGAGCGGAUGAUCAAGCAUCUGAAGGAGGAGUUGAGGCUAGAGGAAGCGAAGCUGGUCCUGUUGAAGAAACUGCGACAGAGUCAGAUACAAAAGGAAGCCACAGUGCAGAAGCCUGUAGCUUCCUCAGGGAGUGCCGUGACCACCCCUCCCCCACUUGUGCGGGGUACCCAGAACAUUCCUGUUGGCAAGACAUCACUUCAGACCUCCUCUGCUCGAAUGCCUAGCAGCAUCAUCCCACCACCACUGGUCCGAGGUGGGCAGCAGGUGUCUGCCAAGCUGGGACCACAGGCCAGUUCCCAAGUAGUCAUGCCGCCGCUUGUCAGGGGGGCCCAGCAGAUUCACAACAUCAGACAGCAUUCCUCCACGGGGCCACCACCCCUCCUCCUAGCCCCCCGUGCCUCAGUGCCCAGCAUGCAGAUUCAGGGACAGAGGAUCAUCCAGCAGGGACUCAUCCGCGUCGCCAAUGUCCCCAAUACCAGUCUACUUGUCAACAUCCCUCAGCCCAGCGCAGCGUCACUGAAGGGGACAACAGUUGCCUCUGCUCAGGCCAGCUCCACCCCCACCAGUGUGGCCUCUGUGGUUGCAUCUGUUGAGUCUCCAGCCAGCCGACAGGCUGCUGCCAAGCUAGCACUGCGAAAACAGCUGGAGAAGACGCUGCUCGAGAUUCCACCUCCCAAGCCCCCUGCUCCAGAGAUGAACUUCCUGCCCAGUGCUGCCAACAAUGAGUUCAUUUACCUGGUGGGCCUGGAGGAGGUGGUGCAGAACCUGCUGGAGACACAGGCGGGCAGAAUCUCUGCCAGCACAGCUGCUGCUGUGCUAUCCCGGGAGCCCUACAUGUGUGUUCAGUGCAAGACAGACUUCACAUGCCGCUGGCGGGAGAAGGGUGGAACUGUCAUGUGUGAGAACUGCAUGACAUCCAACCAAAAGAAGGCGCUCAAGGUGGAGCACACCAGUCGGCUGAAGGCCGCCUUUGUGAAGGCGCUGCAGCAAGAACAGGAGAUGGAGCAGCGGCUGCUGCAGCAGGGCCUGGGUACUGCCAGCACCAAGGCUGAGCCUGCAGCCCCACAUCCCACGCUGAAGCAGGUCAUAAAGCCCCGACGUAAGUUGGCGUUCCGCUCAGGAGAGGCCCGUGACUGGAGUAACGGGGCUGUGCUACAGGCUUCCAGCCAGCUCUCCCGGGGCUCAGCCACAGCACCUCGUGGCGUUCUGCACACAUUCAGCCAGUCACCCAAACUGCAGAAUACAGCCUCAGCUACGGCCCUGGUAAGCAGGACUGGCAGACAUUCCGAGAGAGCCGUGGGCACCAGCAAGGGCACCACCUCCAACUGGAAGAAGACGCCCCUGAGUGCAGGUGGGACCCUUGCCUUCGUCAGCCCAAGCUUGGCAGUGCACAAGACCACCUCGGCUGUGGACCGUCAGCGGGAAUACCUCCUGGACAUGAUCCCUCCACGCUCCAUCCCCCAAUCAGCCACAUGGAAAUAGUGGGAGCCCGGCCCAGCUGAGGACAGGCCCUCUGCUCUCCCAUGGCCCCCUGGUCCAGGACGCACAGACUACCCUCCUAACAAGUUGCCUGAGACAGCUCAGGCCUUGGCUAUUCAGCCUUGCAGUGGCCAGAAGAGGGUGCCACCUUGGUGCCCAGGAUCAGAACCAGGGACCUUCCCCACGGGCCGCCUUCUUCCUUUUUGCCUUUAGUUUGCCCGACACCAGCAGAAACUUGGACCUUGGGGCCAGCUCUGCCUGGCCAGCAUGGGUGGGAGCUCACCCUGGACACUGUGACAUGCCCGGGCCAGCUGGCCCCGGGGCUCCCGAAGUUGAGCCGGGGUUUUGUUCUCUUUCGGCUUUUCCCAUCUUAGCUCCUCAGUCUCUGCCUCCUCAUGGCCAUCUAUCUAUAGGUUGGAGUUUGGGUUUUUGUUUUUUCCUUUUUAAUCACCUCAUGAUGAUGAUGGAAUUAAAAGUGAACUGUGUGGACCCAGGGUCUCCGUUGUGCACAGUGUAGUCCCUAGCCCCAGAGGAUGCUCUGAGUGGCAGUACCCAGGGAUGACAGGUGCCACCAUGGGUCCAGUUGUGUCUUUUGCUGCUUGCUGCAGCCCCUGGCUUCCACACUUAAGUAGAAUGAGUCACAGCCCAGACUCUGCCAGACACUCAGAGGUUCCAGAGGGAUGCUGGGCCUACUGUGCUGGAACCAGAGCUGGCUGCUGGGUUAUUUUUUGUGGUUUAUUUUAUUAAAAUUUCUUUCCUUUUCCUCUUCAUUUUGAUGGACACAAUCUCAAGGUGCCCAAGAGGCACCCAGGUAGGCCCAGAUAGAACCCCUAUGCCUGGGGUUGGCAGGGUUUACUUCUGACUCCUCAGUCCACAGGGAUGUCUUUGAAAGGCCAGGUCUACUUUAGUUUUAUUUCCUUCUCCCGCCACUCUUUAAAAAUUGGUUACAUGGUGAAAGGCAAAAACAGUUCUGUGUCCAGCUUGCACAGGGUGGCCUGCUACAUGACUGCAGUGAUCCCGACCAGCCCUGGCUUCCCUUGACACAAUACAGUUAGGGACUUUAAUUUAAACCCUUGUUCUGCAGACCACUGCCCUCUGCAGAUACGAACCCCACCUCCUCCUAAUAAAGGCUCAUUUAACCCCAUGCUCACUCGUGUGCAAAUCCUCCGUCUCUAGGAAUUGUUUAGACAUUUGAAGGUUCCAAGUUUUGGAAAAUCUUUUUAAGGGAAACCCAAGUUGCUCAGUGCUUUUAGGUUUGAGUCACUUCCCAGGGUGGAUUUGGGGGAAUGAACAGAAAUUGACCCUUUUUGGGGAGAGGGGGUGUUUUUACACCAAAAAACUACAAAAAUAUAUGCAAGCAUUUCUUACUUGAGUAUUUGUGUGCCUGGCAAGUCAGUUCCUGUUUUCUACCCUUCCUGAAUGGCUGACCUCUGCUCAGUGACAUGGGCCAAACGUCUUCUGGCUCCUUAGAGUAACAGCACUAGGUGGCCUCUCUGCUAGAAGCCUUCCCAGCCAAUAGUCCUCAGUUCCAAGAGGUCAUUGAUCAGAUAUUACCUGGCGCUGGACGAAGACUUCCACUUGAACUGACCAGAAGGCUCUGUUGGCACACUUGUGACCUCUACUCUUCCAGCCUUCCAAGUCUGCUGAUUGCUCCCCAUCCUGACAUUCGCCUGUCACCUAAGGCUUGUGAGUUACUGGUACACCAUUGCCUAGGGAUGCCAAUGGACGGCACUGGUAAUGUUCCGUACAAGGAGGCUGAGAGUGUGAGGUGCCUUAAUUUACUUGAAAGUCUUGCCCGUUCCCUUGGCACUGCACUGGUCUAAACAGCAAGCCCUCAUAGCGACAUUAGUGCUGAGGACUUGGCCGGGAGGAUGCUGGCUCUCAUCCCUGUUCUGAUGACCUGACUCCUGGGCUCCUUGCAGCUCCUAGAGAUCUGCCAUCCUCUGCCUCCUGAGUGUUGGGAUUAAUGGCUUGCACCUCCACACCUGAUUUAAAAAGAACUUAAAUGUGUUUGUCAUGGUACUUUCAUGCCUAUACUUGGGAGUUGAAGGUGAGGUGAAGGUCCCUACUUCAUUGGUUGCCCAGAGGCAAUCACAAACUUAUCAAUGGCUCUGGUCAGUUGGGGCACAUGUACAGGUUUGAAGGGGCCAAGUGCAAGACACGUGCCCAUUGAACCACCCCCCAGCGUGGUGCCCAGUUUGUGGAAUCACCAGGAACCAGACCUCUGCCAGACUCCCAAGUGUCACCUGGGUCAGGGGAACGGUGGCCCUGAGCAUCCUGGGACCCCUCCCUCCACCUCAGGGAAGCCAAAGCUUAUCCCAGGCAGGAGGAGUAAGGGGUCAGUGCUGGCUAUAAUACACCCAUGCCACAUUUAAUUGGAAGCAGAGAACCAGGGUGAGUAUCAGAAUGAAUGGUGUUUGGGGAAGGGUGGUCCUCACCAUUCCAAAUCCUGUUAGCCUGAAGACCUUGGACUGUUGGCAAAAAGUGGUUUCUAAAUCCUCAUGUAUAACAGUUACAGUAGUGCAGGGUAUGGGGGGCUGGGGCAGCUGCCACUUGUAUUUAUUGUGACUAAAUCUUUGAUAAUUCUUGUUUUUAAAAAGUUUGCCACCAAACUGGAAUAGAUGUUCCAAUAAAUGAGCUGGAAUUGGUAGCCUCCUUGUGUCGGGGAAUUCUGAGACCCUGAAGGACAAUAAAGAAACGGACCAAAUAUCA
Molecule: messenger RNA, 5042 nt
Organism: Onychomys torridus (southern grasshopper mouse)
Lineage: Eukaryota; Metazoa; Chordata; Mammalia; Rodentia; Cricetidae
Gene: Gatad2a
Product: GATA zinc finger domain containing 2A
Exons: 13
Coding region: 441-2333 (630 amino acids)
Biological process (GO): negative regulation of transcription by RNA polymerase II
Cellular component (GO): NuRD complex
Source: RefSeq, a predicted model, not a curated record